ACAAGAUUUCCGCGGCUUGGGGACGAUGCCUGCCUGGCCAGAGACUCACUUCACGUUCCCACCUUCACACAGGGGUCUGGGUGUUCACCGAUCCCAAAGGAGACCGCAAAUACCACAGCGCAGGCACCCCCUAUCCUCGCUCUCCGCGGCGACCUCCAGAGCCGUUUGUCCUCCAAGCCUCUCGUACGGUGUGACCGUCUCCAGUGCAGAAAACAGAUGGGGAGGGGGGCAAGAUAAGCCCCCUCCCGCUAUGUCCUCAUGUGCAUUGCCGCACGUAUACAUAGCCGAGCCGCCGCUCCCCUUUGCACCUCGCUUCGCGCUGCCCGCCGCCACCGAGGGGACAGCCAGGGUGGGGGGCCUAGGGAGGCAAACUUUCCGCCCGGCUGGGCCAAGGUGAGGGUUUCGUCCUUCCUUUAGCUUCAACGUCAGCGCUGCAGCUCCAUCCUCCCUCGGUCGCGCCACUCUGAGUGGAGGGCGGCGCGGCGGAACCCUGCGCUCGUUCCCGGCGGCAGGGGCUCCGCUCCGGCGCGCCCCGCACCGGAGAGUAGGCGCCGGGCUCCGGCGUGCUCUGCUGCCGGCACCGCCUCCGCCGCAGAAGAAGGAUGGAGCCGGGCAAGGAGCCCCGGCUGACCACCGGAGGAAAGCCCAGCGAAUCUGAGUCGGCGAUAUCCUUCCAGGCCCGGCUGUGGAAGAACCUGCAGCUGGGGGGUAAGGGCCGGAGCGGCGGCGGGCGGGCAGGAGCCGAGCGCCGCACUGCGGAGCCCCCCGCUCCGCCGCCGCCGACCAGCGGCAAGGGGGACCUGCCAGCCGGCGCAAAGUGGAGCGGCUUCAAGCGACGGCGGCAAGUGCUGGACCGCGUCUUUUCGUCCUCCCAGCCCAAUCUCUGCUGCUCGGCGGCCGAGCCGCUGGAGCCGGACGGCGAGUCCGGCUCCGCCCUGCGCCGCCUGCGGGAGCACCUGCUCCCCCAGGGCAAGGGGCCGCCGUCCGGCAGCCGGGUCGUGCCCGCCGUCGGCGAUGAGGGGCAGGCGGGUGGCAAGGAGGGGCGCCGGCCUGGGGCGCACCUGUCCCACCAGAAGAGCUCCUCGUUGCCCAGCACCGCUUGCCUGGAGCAGCUGCUGCAGGGCUCGCCCACCGUCGGCAGGAGACAGGAGCAGCGGGCGGAGGACGGCGAUGGUGGCGGGAGAACUAAUUUGGUUGGAACAAGUAAUGCAGAUUUUCCCUCUGGGGACCCUGGAGUGUACCAGUUGGAUGUUACUUUAAGAAGAGGACAAAAUCUAGCUGCCCGGGAUCGUGGCGGAACCAGUGAUCCAUAUGUCAAGUUCAAACUUGGAGGGAAAGAAGUAUUUAGAAGUAAAACAGUACACAAGAACCUCAAUCCUGUGUGGGAAGAAAAAGCUAACAUUCUUAUAGAUAACCCAAGAGAACCAUUGUAUAUAAAGGUAUUUGACUAUGACUUCGGACUUCAAGAUGACUUCAUUGGCUCAGCAUUUUUGGAUCUGACAUCGUUGGAAUUAAACAGGCAGACAGAUGUUACCUUGAGUCUGAAGGAUCCUCAUUACCCUGACCAUGAUCUGGGAAGUAUAUACUUGUCAGUUCUGUUGGCUCCAGGAGAGCAGCGAGAACCGACUAUGCUAAUGAGGAAGAGUUGGAAAAGAUCAAGUAAGUUUCAGACCCAGAGCUUACGUCUCUCAGACCUGCACAGAAAGUCUCAGCUAUGGAGAGGGAUAGUUAGUGUUACCUUAAUAGAAGGUCGUGAACUUAAGGCAAUGGAUGCAAAUGGGCUAAGCGAUCCAUAUGUGAAGUUCCGAUUGGGGCAUCAGAAGUACAAAAGCAAGAUUGUGCCAAAAACUCUGAAUCCACAAUGGAGGGAGCAGUUUGACUUUCAUCUCUAUGAUGAACGAGGUGGAAUUAUUGAUAUUACCGUUUGGGACAAAGAUGCUGGCAAAAGGGAUGAUUUUAUUGGCAGAUGCCAAGUUGACCUGUCGACCCUGAGUAAAGAACAAACCCACAAGCUGGAGAUGCCGCUAGAGGAGGGAGAGGGAUACCUGGUGUUGUUGGUCACUCUCACAGCCUCAGCUGCAGUCACUAUCUCUGACCUCUCCGUUAACUCCCUGGAGGACCAGAAGGAACGAGAGGAGAUACUGAAGAGAUAUAGUCCAAUGAUGAUGUUCCAUAACAUCAACGAUGUGGGAUUUCUUCAGGUGAAGGUCAUCAGGGCAGAGGCAUUGAUGGCAGCUGAUGUCACAGGUAAAAGUGACCCAUUUUGUGUAGUUGAAUUGAACAAUGACAGACUGCUGACACAUACCAUCUACAAGAACCUCAAUCCAGAAUGGAACAAAAUCUUCACAUUUAAUAUAAAAGAUAUCCACUCGGUGCUUGAAGUGACAGUUUACGAUGAAGACCGUGAUCGAAGUGCUGACUUUCUAGGCAAAGUUGCUAUACCAUUGCUGUCUAUUCAAAAUGGUGAACAGAAAGCCUACGUCUUGAAAAACAAGCAGCUGACAGGGCCAACAAAGGGGGUCAUCUAUCUUGAAAUAGAUGUGAUUUUUAAUGCUGUGAAAGCCAGCAUAAGAACCUUAAUGCCUAAAGAACAGAAGUAUAUUGAAGAGGAAGACAGACUAUCUAAACAGCUACUGUUGAGGAACUUUAUCCGGAUGAAGCAUUGUGUCAUGGCACUCGUAACUGCUGUCUGCUACAUUAGCAGUUGCUUUGACUGGGAUUCUCCCCCAAGAAGUCUAGCUGCUUUUUUGCUUUUUCUUUUUGUGGUCUGGAACUUUGAGCUCUACAUGAUACCACUGGCUUUGUUGUUGCUGCUGGCAUGGAACUACUUCUUGAUCAUAUCAGGGAAAGAUAAUAGGCAACAUGAUACAGUAGUGGAGGACAUGCUAGAGGACGAGGAAGAAGAGGAUGACAGAGAUGACAAGUCCAGAGCUGGGUCAAAUAUUUUUUUUGCCAGGAACAAAAAUAAUUCAGCAUGUCUGGAACUUGAUAGCUUUUGUGAAGAUAACUGCAGCAACAACUGUUUUUGAAGGACAAAAAUUCCACCUGUCUUGAAUAUUACAAAUAGGGCUGCACUUCAGGUGAAAAAUGGUAUGGAAAUAGCAACUCCAUACUGGUUGAAGUUGGGAUAUUGACAUCUAAAAUUUUAAAAGAAUUACUUGGUUGGAGAAUGGCUUAAAUGUUUUGCACUCCAUAUGACAUUCAAAUAAUCACGAUUCUCCUAGAUAUCCACUUGAUUUGAAGUUUGCAUUGUGGCCCUGCAAGGUGGGAAACUGUGGCGGAUCAUUCAGCUAUUUGAGUGGACGCGGUUCAGUUUAGAGGCUGCUGAUUGGGUUGAGUAUUGCAACCACAGUGAACAACAACUGAUUUCCACAUUUAGCCCAGCUAUCAGACUGCUUGGAUUGGUUAUCCCCCAGGGAGAGGGGAAAAAAAAAAAAAAAAAAGAAAAGAAAUUAAAAUGACCUUGCACCACAGAAGCAAUGGCUAGUACUGGCAGGAUGGCUUACUGGUGAGACAAGUGCAGUGAAGACAGCCCCUUUGUUGCUGGUAUUUUCGUAUCAGAAAGGUGUUAUUUGUGGAAGAAAAGGAAAAGAUAGUUUUACAACAACUAUGUAUUAAAAUUCAGAUUAUUUUGACCUUCACAGAUGUUCCCCCCACUUCUCUUGUAGUAAAGCUUUUUUUUUUUUUUUUUCUGAGAGGAGAAAAACAGUGUAUUUAUGCUCUUGACCUUUUUUCUGGCUGAGAUAUACAUUUAUAUGAAGAAUAUAAGAAUUCAUAUGCUGGCAGUAGCAUUUGAAAUGUCAGAAAAUUCACCAUGAUUAGUUAAUACCCUGAAUGAUUAUUUUUCUGUUAGCUAACACCUAAAAUGUGAGAAAUGAUUUUUAAAAAGAUUAUUUUGCUUGUUCCAUUGCCAGGUCAAACAUUUUAAAAUUGACAGAAAGCUAUUUUGUGAAAUUCUUCUAUGCGCCAUUUAAAUUGUUAGCUACAUAAUUUCAGAAUGAGCAAACAUUGUAAUAACAAAACCUUCUUUUACAAAACACAUAUGUGACAGUUUUUAACACUAAAUAAUAUGAGCAUCCACUUCUGGCAAUAAAAUACGUGAUUUAUUGCAAGGGUCCAUCAUGUAGCUGUGAAGAGCUUGUAUUUUAUCUUAACAUGCUGGCUUUGAAUCAUCAUUUGUUU
Molecule: messenger RNA, 4182 nt
Organism: Empidonax traillii (willow flycatcher)
Lineage: Eukaryota; Metazoa; Chordata; Aves; Passeriformes; Tyrannidae
Gene: MCTP1
Product: multiple C2 and transmembrane domain containing 1
Exons: 20
Coding region: 603-3029 (808 amino acids)
Biological process (GO): regulation of neurotransmitter secretion
Cellular component (GO): synaptic vesicle membrane
Molecular function (GO): calcium ion binding
Source: RefSeq, a predicted model, not a curated record